This is a messenger RNA of Hymenoscyphus albidus, 3033 nucleotides long. The record is from the annotation of a GenBank genome assembly. NCBI's taxonomy places the organism in Eukaryota, Fungi, Ascomycota, Leotiomycetes, Helotiales, Helotiaceae.
GUUUAACUUGGUAUGUUCCUCAUAUAACCUCACAUAGCCGCAGCUAAAGAUCCCCACAAAGGGUAUGCCCGUCAACAACAAGCUGAUGAAACAAUUCUAGAAGGCUAUUAAAGCUCUUCUGCCCUCUAAUUCUCUUUUUGAGUUCCGAUCUGCAUCGUCAUCUUUCUAUAUCAGACGUACAAACCAGUCGUAUUAGCUGUUGUCAUCGUGACUUUCUGGAAUCAUUUGGAAGAGGAGUUCGCGGGCUUGUUUUGUUUCAGUUGGAUGAGCUUGCUUUAACGAUAACCCUUGGAUCAAGAUGUCAAGCACUGCCAGUCAUGGCUCGACUUCAUUCUCCAACAAUGCCACGUUUUUUGACUGGCAAGACAACUCUACAUCACCACAAGUUUCUUCUUCGCAAUUAACUAUUCCGGAAUCAUUAAUGGAUGGACACUCGACUUCGUUCCCAUGGAUCUUGCAUCAUAUAUUGGAAAAGGAGUGCUCGGAUGAGUUACCAUUACGGAUAAUGUUUACGUUCAAUGCUGGUAGGAAAAAGAAAAUUAGCAUGAUGGACACCAUACUAAUCUGUAACCAUAGGACAACAACUUCCCAGUCUUCAGCAAGCACAUAAGUGGUGGCAAUAUGAACCAAAAGGAAAACUGAUAAUACGGUUUCUCGCAUCAUUACCACCAUCAGAGCCGAGGAGCGAAGCACCACCAGUGAAGGAACCAAAGGAAAAUAGUAGGAAGCUGGAAAGGAUAUCAGAGGUUACGGAGAUUAACGAAGAAUUAUUGAACAAUGCUGGAAGCCCCGAAAAUUCCGAGUUCGACCAGUUCAUGGUCUCAAAUCACGACCUCCUUUUCGAUGUCAAUUUAGCGGACGACCCUUCGUCAAUACAUAGAUCAAGUAUGGGUCGUCGAACGUCUGGCUUCCCGACCCAUUUCAUCCGAAAUGUGUGUUUGAAUAAGGUCUUCUUGGAGGAUUACAAUAAAGCCGAUUUUACGCAAGCGCUGACGUGCCUGGAUUAUGUACGAGAUCUUGAGUGUACGAGACGAACUGCGUUGCGGGAAGCAGCACUUCGUCUUGGAAUCAAUAAGAAUAACUGGAAAGCAAUUCUCAAUGAAGAACCCGAGGCGUAUAGAUGGGUUUCAUCGGUUCAAAAACAGGAGCUUGCGAUCGAAUCCUCUUUUGCAGCUUGUUAUGUUGAUCUACGAAUCUGGGUUUGUUGUUUUGAUACGAGACUUGGGAUAAAGGCUUACUGUGUUUUAGACUAUGGCGUAUGAAUUGCAAUCGACACCCUUCUAUAAGCCAAAUGUUCUUGCGAUGUUAAAUACGCUUUUUCCGCCAGCUAUGAAAGAGAUGCCUAAUGACAAGGUUGAUAUCAAGACAAUCAACAAGUACCGAACAACAUUCUAUCAUCACAUCCUUGCCGUAGAAGCCAAAGGGUCAGGUAUUGUCAAGGACUUCAUCCAGAAGCUUUUAGAGCCGAAAGCCAAACACAGUUGGUCAGGGACCAGAAAACACCUCGAGGAGUAUAUUUCAUUGGCCGACACCAUGAUUAGCGAAGCCAAAGCUGUUGAAGGAAUCGACUACUACCAUGAAACUUCCUCGUCACGACAUUCCCGUAGUGUCAGUGCAGCUCGCUCUUCUUGCAGUGAUCGACCACAAACAGCGAGUAGCGCCAAUACCAGUGUAGAUGGAUGGCCACAAAGUUCAACGUUUCUGGUACCGAAUAGCCCUGAACUCACUCAUCAUAAUGAUCCUAAGAAGUCCGCCACUGGGGCCACCUCUGAUAAAGACAUUCUAUCUCCACCACCCUCGGAAGCAAGCAAACCCCACUCCCCCCUUUCCUUCCGCGAGCGAGCCGCAAACGCAGGCGGGUUAAAGACAACAAACGGCAUCUCCACAAAUCGAAAGAGUACCCCUAUGAAGGCACCACCCCCCUCAAUCACCAUCCCAUCCCCCGACAAAUACGCUCCAGGUCCGAAAACUAGUCCCCUCCUUCCUGGCCGUCGCUUAUCUAGUCCCACAGCUCCCGGAUUCUCCCGACCCGAUCAUAAACCAUUACCAGAGCCCAUUGAGGAACCAGCGGUUAAAAAGUCCGGCUUCGAUUUUCUCACCAGGCCAUGGCAUGUGCCGUCUUCGCUAUCUAAUGAGAGGGAUGGCAUACCGCCUAAUGGUGUGGGGCCCAAGAGGAAGAAGAGCCUCACCAGUUUCUUGGGCUUGAGAAGAAAGGCUUCGAUCGGUCAUGGUGGGGGGUUUGGGAGCUCGGGUUCGAUAACGGUCCCACCCACGACGGGUUUGGUGUCUGGAUCAGCAUCCCCGACGACAUUGCGACCGAAAUUCCAACAUACGCGGUCGUCUUCUGAGAUCGUCGGACUUUCGGGAUCGACCAUUGAAAUUUCAAGGCAGAGGGCGGUUAGUACGAGUACCUCAGCGCCGGAUGUGAGGAGGUUAUUGGGCAAGAAGAGUCUUCCUGACUUCUCAGCCGUCAAGGUUCCCCAAUCGAAUUCGGGAGCACGAUUAAGUGAUGGAAAUGGGGACUCAUUACCCCCCCUGCCGCCAUUGCCAGUGCAGGUCAACGGGCGAAUGAUCAUCCCACGCAGCUCAGAAAACCUACGGGAGCUGAAUCGAGAAGCGCUAAAAUUCGACGACGCAGGCUUCGCAGCCAUCAACCUAGAUUUCCGCGCCAGCACCGCUACACAACAAUCUACCCUCCCCGCCUCCAACCUCCCCUCUGCCAAAUCCUCCCCCACCAAGUCCUCGCCCACUAAAAUUCCUGACCUUCCGGAGUUGAUGACCAGUUCCAGUCUCAGCUGGAACGAACGGGUCUCCAUGCGAGCUUCUGCUGCCCCGGCACCACUUCAUAUCAAGAAAACAAGUGAUGCGAAGAGGGAGGAGGAAUAUCUAAUCCAGUGGAGUGAGUUUGAUCGGCCCCGGACGGCGCCCAAGCCCCCUGAUGGAGCGAAGAGGAUGGUCGUUCUGGAUUUGGGGAAGUUUGCGAGGGCGGAGGAGAGGAAGAAGAUGGGUGGGAAUGGGGGGGGGAGUUUUUAA